This is a messenger RNA of Lasiosphaeria miniovina, 542 nucleotides long. RefSeq lists its product as uncharacterized. The record is from RefSeq and is a predicted model, not a curated record. NCBI's taxonomy places the organism in Eukaryota, Fungi, Ascomycota, Sordariomycetes, Sordariales, Lasiosphaeriaceae. The transcript is spliced from 3 exons. Bases 144 to 467 code for a protein of 107 amino acids.
GGGUAUGCAGGUACAGAACAGCCUGACCCACAACGCCACUGUCCAAUCUGCGCCUUGAUUCUGCGUCGCUGUGCUCUCCGCUUCAAAUUCGUUGAUAACUUCCGCGGUUGAAGGGCAACUGCAGGCCAAGAGUCGCGUCGUCAAUGGCGGCGCUCGCUUGUCGAAAUUUGCCGGCCGCCUUCAACCAGGACAUUGGCAACUGUGGCCCUGGGACCAAUUCUAAUAAAAGCUUGUCGAUCCGGCACAACGGCGGCAGUCGGCUAGCCCAUAGCCCUGGACAGCCCAAGGAUGAACAUCACCACUCCAAGCUCAGGCGAUAUGAAAUGCGUGAAAGUGAUCUACAGGGGUCGCUGCUGACAUCAAAGUCUCAUAGCGAAACAUACCUAGAAACUCCUGUACUCUCCAGGUUGUCGUCUUAUCAUUCGAGAGACACGCGAAUCUCAGCCCCGGCAAGCCGCCUUCCUUAAAUCUACGGUGUAGGCCGGUACGGAAUACGAAUGACGGUAAACCGUCCUAUCAAGAGACGCCCUCGCCGAAACAUU